UCGCGGUGGGCGGAGCCCCCGCCCCCGGCCCCUGCCGCGCUCUCCCGGUGCGGCGGGACUCGCGGAGGGCCCAGCGCGGGCCAUGCGGGGCCCGAGCCCGAGUCCCGGCGUGGCGCGGCUCCCCCGGCGGAGGCGGCGGGCGCGGGGCGCGCUCUGAGGCCGGGGGAUGCGCCGCCGCCGCCGCGACCAUGGGCGCCGCCGCCUCCCGGAGGAGGGCGCUGAGGAGCGAGGCCAUGUCCUCGGUGGCGGCCAAAGUGCGAGCAGCCCGAGCAUUUGGCGAGUACCUGUCCCAGAGUCACCCUGAGAAUCGGAACGGUGCAGACCACCUGCUGGCUGAUGCCUACUCUGGCCACGACGGGUCCCCCGAGAUGCAGCCAGCCCCCCAGAACAAGCGCCGCCUCUCCCUCGUCUCCAACGGCCGCUACGAGGGCAGUCUCUCGGAGGAGGUCAUCGGUGGAAAACCGACCGCUGAGGGCCCCCAGCCCCGCGUGUACACCAUCUCCGGGGAGCCUGCCCUGCUGCCCAGUCCCGAGGCCGAGGCCAUCGAGCUGGCUGUGGUGAAGGGGCGGCGGCAGCGGGAGCGGCACCCCCACCACCACAGCCAGCCCCUGCGUGCCAGCCCAGGGGGCAGCCGCGAGGACGUCAGCAGGCCCUGCCAGAGCUGGGCAGGCAGCCGCCAGGGCUCCAAGGAAUGUCCUGGGUGCGCCCAGCUGGCCCCUGGUCCCAGCCCUUCCCCUCGGGCCUUUGCGCUGGACCAGCCACCUCUGCCUGAGGCCACCAGCCGCCGCAAGAAGCUGGAGAGGAUGUACAGUGUCGAUCGUGUGUCUGAUGACGUCCCCAUCCGUACCUGGUUCCCCAAGGAAAACCUCUUCAGCUUCCAGACAGCAACCACAACUAUGCAAGCCAUCUCUGCUGACUCGUGGUGGUUUCCCAGGGUGUUCAGGGGCUACGCGGAGAGGAAGCGCCGGAAACGGGAGAAUGAUUCCGCGUCUGUAAUCCAGAGGAACUUCCGCAAACACCUGCGCAUGGUCGGCAGCCGGAGGGUGAAGGCCCAGACGUUCGCCGAGCGGCGCGAGCGGAGCUUCAGCCGGUCCUGGAGCGACCCCACCCCCAUGAAAGCCGACACUUCCCACGACUCCCGAGACAGUAGUGACCUGCAGAGCUCACACUGCACCCUGGGCGAGGCCUUUGAGGAUCUGGACUGGGAGACCGAGAAGGGCUUGGAGGCGGUGGCCUGUGACACAGAGGGCUUUGUGCCCCCCAAGGUCAUGCUCAUCUCCUCCAAGGUGCCCAAAGCCGAGUACAUCCCGACUAUCAUCCGCAGAGAUGACCCGUCCAUCAUCCCCAUCCUCUAUGACCACGAGCAUGCGACUUUUGAGGACAUCCUGGAGGAAAUAGAGAAAAAGCUGAACAUCUAUCACAAAGGGGCCAAGAUCUGGAAGAUGCUGAUUUUCUGCCAGGGUGGCCCAGGACACCUGUACCUGCUCAAGAACAAGGUGGCCACCUUUGCCAAAGUAGAGAAGGAGGAGGACAUGAUCCACUUCUGGAAGCGCUUGAGCCGCCUGAUGAGCAAAGUGAACCCAGAGCCGAACGUCGUCCACAUCAUGGGCUGCUACAUUCUGGGAAACCCGAAUGGGGAGAAGCUGUUCCAGAACCUCAGGACCCUCAUGACCCCUUACAGGGUCACCUUUGAGUCCCCCCUGGAGCUGUCGGCCCAAGGGAAGCAGAUGAUAGAGACCUACUUUGACUUCCGGCUGUACCGCCUGUGGAAGAGCCGCCAGCACUCGAAGCUGCUGGACUUUGAGGAUGUCCUGUGAGGGCCACGGCCACCGCCUGGCUGCUUCCUUGGACCGGUGGCUGGGGCUGGGACAUGUGCUGUGGGCCGCCCAGGACCACGCGGUCCCAGUCUUCACAGCCGCUUCAGGGCACCCUCAGAUGUCGCUCAGGUUCCCACCCACGGGUCUGGUCCUCACUGCACCACAGGCCAGAGGUCACAGCCCCCGGGGCCCCGGGACGAGCCUCACCCCAUGUGGCCAGGGGUUGCUCAGCGGCCAGGCGCUGACAGGGCCUAGGCCUCGUGCAGAGGGUGCAGCACUGGGGUGGCUCCUCUUAGCGGGUUCAUAGAAAUAAGUGCAAUUUUCACACCCCCAAAACAAUUCAAAGGGAAGCAGCAUUACUAGUUGAAUAGUUAAGUGCUAUGUUACCAGUUCCGGUGUAGACAACCUAGCCCAGUGUGUGUUCAGGACCUUGUCUGCCCCCCGCCCCCCAGCCCUGCCGUAUUUGAUCACCAGCACCAGGGUGGCCCGUCCGUGGGGGCGGUGUCGCCUGGCUGCCCGGCCCGGCUCCGGCCUUGGCCGAGUCCCUGAUGGUCUUUGCUUGUUCCCUCUUGCCACCCACUGCUUACUCUGACCUCAGCCGUACUGGCCUAGCAGGGGUGCCUGGGAAGCCGCGGGGCAGGGGGGAGGUGACACACCUCCCUUCUCUCAGGAGGCUCUGGGUUGAGCCGGGCCCUGCCUGCUCCCCGUCCUCCAGCACCCGCCUGGCCCUCUGAUGCCGCGGUGCGUUCAGCUUUUGCCAGCCUUGGUCUGGAGGCUUCUCCCAGCACAAAGGGUUUGGCAGGGGCAAGUGGGGCUGGGCCCCGCUGGGUGAGAACCCCGCCGCACACUGCAGUGGGUGCCUGGACCCCGCAGCAGCGCUGAGCAGACGGUGGACUCCGGGCUGUGGCCUUGCUGGGGCCCAGCGGGGCCGGCUCUUGUAUAUAGCUGGGGCUCAGGGGCAGGACCCCUUUGCAGAGCCUGGGUCUGAGGACACCUGGCUGUGCCCUCAGCUAGGGGAGGGGGCAAGGGCAUGUGCUGGGCUCUGAAUGAUGUACGAUAUCCCUUAGAGUGACCAUUAAACCUGACCCUCUGCUGCG
Leopardus geoffroyi (Geoffroy's cat) is the source of this 2914-nucleotide messenger RNA. It is a transcript of the gene NSMF, whose product is annotated as NMDA receptor synaptonuclear signaling and neuronal migration factor. Bases 189 to 1817 code for a protein of 542 amino acids. Lineage: Eukaryota; Metazoa; Chordata; Mammalia; Carnivora; Felidae. The transcript has 16 exons. Gene Ontology annotation, biological process: regulation of neuronal synaptic plasticity; positive regulation of neuron migration. Gene Ontology annotation, molecular function: protein binding. The record is from RefSeq and is a predicted model, not a curated record. Gene Ontology annotation, cellular component: cytoplasm; nucleus.